GCUCAAAGCUGGAGAGACGGCUGCAGUCAUCGCCCGGGAGUUAGCAGAGCAAACGAAGCGUAAUCUCCAGGCGGGAGACAUCACGUUCACCGUGAAGGCCAUGGUGCAGCUGGUGGACCUGCUCGACGUGCAGCUCAGGAACCUGACGCCCGGUGGCAAAGACAGCGCUGCACGGAGCCUCAACAAGCUGCAGAAAAGAGAGCGUUCUUGCCGCUUUUAUGUUCAGGCCAUGGUGGAGACGGUCAACAAUCUGCUGCAGCCGCAGGCGCAGGCGGCGUGGAGACAGCUGAGCACCGCGGAGCAGCUGAGGGCCGCCACCACGCUGCUGGACACGGUGGAGCAGGGCGCCUUCAUCCUCGCCGACAACCUGCUGAAGACCGACAUCGUGCAGGAGAACACCGAGAACAUCCAGCUGGAGGUGGCGAGGAUGAGCACUGAUGGGAACUUACCCGAUCUGAAGUUCCCACAGACCGGAGGACAGGGCAACUCCAUCCACCUGUCGGCCAACACGCUCAAGCAGCACGGGAGAAACGGUGAGAUCCGGAUUGCGUUUGUUCUGUACAAACACAUCGGGCUCUACCUCUCAACGGAAAACGCCAGCAUGAAGCUGGGCAGCGAGGCGAUGGCGACCAAUUACUCGGUCAUCGUUAACUCCCCGGUCGUCACGGCGGCCAUCAACAAGGACUCCAACAAAGUGUACCUCUCCGACCCGGUCAUCUUCACCAUCAGACAUCUGCAGCAGUCUGAGGAGAACUUCAACCCCAACUGUUCGUUCUGGAGUUACUCCAAGAGGACCAUGACGGGUUUCUGGUCCACGCAGGACUGCCGCCUGCUCGGCACCAACCGCACACACACCACCUGCUCCUGCACACACCUCACCAACUUCGCCGUGCUCAUGGCCCACGUGGACGUCAAG
Molecule: messenger RNA, 916 nt
Organism: Notothenia coriiceps (black rockcod)
Lineage: Eukaryota; Metazoa; Chordata; Actinopteri; Perciformes; Nototheniidae
Product: latrophilin-3-like
Exons: 6
Biological process (GO): adenylate cyclase-activating G protein-coupled receptor signaling pathway
Cellular component (GO): plasma membrane
Molecular function (GO): G protein-coupled receptor activity
Source: RefSeq, a predicted model, not a curated record